AUGGAAACAGUAGCAGAAAAAGCCGACCUGAAGAACGGUGGUGGCGACUGCACCAACGGUGGCUGUGGCGACGGUUGCGGCUGCGGUUGUGACGGUUGCGGCUGCGGUUGCGACGACGGUUGCGACGACGGCGGGUAUGAGGAUUCGGGAGUGCGGGCGGAGUUGGGUUUGUGUGGUGGAGACAUUGAGAGUUCGGCGGUGCCGAACGGUUGUCCGGAGGCGUUGCCUGUGACGCGUGCGCGUGUGUUGGCGGUUACGGAGGAAUCGGGGUCGUCGGAGUCUGCGACAGUAGUGGUGGCGCCGUUGUGGGUGAAUCCGGCGGCGUAUGGUUGUUAUGUACGGACCUUUGGUUGUACGCACAAUGCGAGUGACGGGGAGGUGUUGAAGGGUGUGUUGCAGACUGCAGGGUUCCCGGUAUUGGAGUCGCUGGAGGGGGCGGCGGUGGUGGUGUUAAAUACAUGUACGGUGAAGAACCCGAGUCAGGAGGGUGCGUUGAAUAUGGCGCAUCGUUGUCGGCGGAACGGGCAGUUUGUGGUCGUGGCGGGAUGUGUUCCACAGGCGGACGCUAACAUGAAAGAGUUAGCGACGUUCAGUUGCAUAGGCAUCAAGCAGCUGGAUAAGGUGGCAGACGCCGUAACGGAGACAAUCAAGGGCAACGUUUACCGCGCUUUAGGACAAGACAGAGCCCUCCCCUCAUUAGACCUGCCCAAAAUUCGGAAAAAUCGGUUCGUUGAGAUCAUCCCGCUCUCCACCGGCUGUCUGGGCGCCUGUACUUAUUGCAAAACACGUUUCGCUCGGGGAAGUCUAGGGUCCUACGAGCUGGCCGUCAUUCUCGGCCGCGUCGAACAGGCCGUGAAGGACGGCUGCCAACAAAUCUGGCUGAGCAGCGAAGAUACCGGCGCCUACGGACUUGACAUCGGACUCGACAUCAGCCAACUUUUGUUCGCAAUCGACGCCCUACUCAAUGACUUGGCCGCAAACGUCAUCUGCAGGCUCGGCAUGACCAAUCCGCCUUAUAUUCUAGACCACCUAGACGAUAUUGCCACCGUCCUCCAACGCAAACACUGGUUCAAAUUCCUUCAUAUACCCGUCCAAAGUGGGAGCACCAAGGUACUCACCGACAUGAACAGGGAGUAUACUCGCGAAGACUUCGAACGCUGCGUCACUGCACUUAGAAACCGCAUACCCGACAUCACCAUCGCCACAGACUUUAUUUGCGGAUUCCCCGGAGAAACCGACCAAGACCAUCAAGCCUCCCUCGAUCUCAUUGCCCAAUACAAAUUCCCCGUCAUCAACAUCAGCCAAUUCUACAGCAGACCCGGCACCGCCGCCGCCAAAAUGCCAAAGGUCAACUCCGCCGUCGUCAAGAAACGAAGCACCGAAAUGACGCACCUCUUCCAAACCUACGAAACCUACCAACACAAUGUCGGCCAACUCAAGGAAGUCUGGUUCGACGGCCGCAGCGACCGCUCAGACCAUUUCACCGGCCAUACUGCCGAAUACGUCAAGGUUCUUGUGACGACUGGUGUCGAAAUGGGCAAAAAAUACCUCGUUCUAAUAGACAAGGCUACCAAAUGGCACUUGGAGGGAACUGUGGUUGAGUAA
Messenger RNA from Gregarina niphandrodes, 1605 nucleotides. Its product is annotated as MiaB-like tRNA modifying enzyme, archaeal-type family protein. The coding region runs from base 1 to 1605 and encodes 534 amino acids. Gene Ontology annotation, molecular function: tRNA (N(6)-L-threonylcarbamoyladenosine(37)-C(2))-methylthiotransferase activity; 4 iron, 4 sulfur cluster binding. The transcript has a single exon. The record is from RefSeq and is a predicted model, not a curated record. Gene Ontology annotation, biological process: tRNA methylthiolation. NCBI's taxonomy places the organism in Eukaryota, Apicomplexa, Conoidasida, Eugregarinorida, Gregarinidae. Gene Ontology annotation, cellular component: endoplasmic reticulum.